Messenger RNA from Ascoidea rubescens DSM 1968, 2688 nucleotides. RefSeq lists its product as uncharacterized. Bases 335 to 2569 code for a protein of 744 amino acids. The transcript has a single exon. The record is from RefSeq and is a predicted model, not a curated record. NCBI's taxonomy places the organism in Eukaryota, Fungi, Ascomycota, Saccharomycetes, Ascoideales, Ascoideaceae.
GCCAGCUUCUAUAAUUAUUCUGGAGCCUUUCUCUCUGCUAUAAUUAUUCUCUUCUCUAACUUCUCUGAUUGUUCCCUUUUAUUCUUUCAUACACUUGGCUCACAAGCUUCAUAUUAUCUUCACUUGGUCUUGUUUUUGUUCUUAUUCUUACACUUUGGCUAUCUUUCGCUUUGCUAAUAAUCCAAUCCUUAAUCCUAUAUAUUCUCCUCCUUCAUUCAACCUUAACUUUUCUUUACAGAUUUAUUCGCUUUAUCCCACUCCACCCUCUACUAUUUCUACUGCUUUUCUCCAGCUAAUUUUAUUCAUUUUAUUCCUUUUAUUCCUUUUGUUGAUCAUGAAAUCAAAAUUCUGGUUUUCCCUACUACUCUCAUUAAAUCUUAUUAAUGCUAAUGAUGCAGACAACUUCAACAAUGAAGAGCUUCUCUCCUUACUAAACAGCAACAACAAUAACGAAAAGGAUACCAAUCCUGAAAUUAUAAAUGAUCCUUUUGAAACAGAUUACCUUUCAGAUCCUGAUGCUGAAUCUGAAGUAUACUCAUAUUUUGGCUGUUACUCUUUGCUCAUAAACGACGAUUUAAUAUUAAAUAAUAAAAUCAAUAUUCCAAUACCAAAUGACUGUAAUAAUAUCGAAAACAAAGAUAAAAAUAACAAUGAAAAUGAAAAUGAAAAUAAUAAUGACUAUCUAAUAGACUGCAUAUCAUCAUGCUCUUUAGAUGAUAAUUACAAAAAUCUAAUUGCAACCAAUAAUCUAAACCAGUGCUUUUGCAACUUGACCAAUCAAAAUUUAAAUAUCAAAUAUUCUGACAACUAUUGCGACAAUUCAAAUAUCAUCAACAAUAACCAAAAUGUCAACAACAAUAACCUCAAUCUCAACUAUUUCUCUAUUUAUAGUCUACAAGAUGAUAACAAUAACAACAGUAAUAACAAUAACAAUAUCAAACUCAAUGACUAUAAAAACAACCCAGGUAAUCCUAACGAAAUCUCUCUCUAUAAUAACAACAAUAAUGAAAAAACUAUCAACGAUUUGCUCAUCCACCCUCCUAUCCAAAAAUUCAGAUUGGUCAAAUACGAUGUUGAAGAUGGAAAUAACUCAACUGAUACCACCGAAACUGUCUCUCCAACUAGUUCAAGUAUCGAUGAUUCCACUUCAACAACCCCAACUACUUCAACAACUCCAACUACUUCAACUACUUCAACCACUCCAACCACCUCUACUUCUCCAACUUCAACCACUUCUACCACGUCAACCACUAGUCCAACUCCAACUUCUCUGAACACACCAACAACCAGUUCUUCUGCACUUCCCACUCCUUCAAGUCCACGUCCUUCCCCCUCUAUAACUUCUUCCUCAUCUUCGUUCGCCUCGUCUUCAUCUACUGACUCUGACUCCGAUACUGAAACCGAAACCGAAACUGAGACAGAUAUUGAGACAGAAUCCACUGAGUCUGACUCAGAUUCCUCUACAUCUUCCUCCACAUCUUCCUCAUCUUCUUCAUCAUCCUCGUCCUCUUCCUCAUCGUUAAGUUCAUCGUACUCCAUCUCUACACUAGUCUCCUCGACUACAAUGGUCACGUCGAGUUCUACCUUUAUCAGUAUCACAACAACUUCUGCUUCCGAAUUCACUGAUGUCAAUGGUAACGUAUUAACCUCUCAAAUUGUCAUCACAACUGGUAUAUACUCAGACGUUGUCCUAACUCUAACAACCGAUUUCGUCUACUCUUCAACUGUUUUGUUAGUCGCCCAAGGCUCUUCAUCCGUUAAAAAAUUAAGUGGAGGUGGAAUUGCAGGAAUCAUUGUGGGCUCAAUCUCAGGUGUUGCCAUUAUUGCUGGCUUGAUGUUCUUCUACGUGAAAAAGGUCAAAAAGAGAGACGACCAAGAAAAGAAAUUAAAUCUUGCUACUAUCGCUGCUACAAUGAACAAAAAGGACGACUCCAGUGAUUAUCAUGGUAACAUCAACGGUCUUAGUGGCUCAAAUACCAAUACCAGAUUAUACACUGGUGCUGGCGAACAGUUUGACUUUGAAAAUCCAACAAACUUGGUCCAAAGACUACCUGUUCACGACGAGAUUUACGAUAACCCAAAUCUAAAGAGCACAACAAGAUACAGCAGUUUAAUCGGAAGCACAGGUACCAAUGAUGAUUUAUCUUCAUUAACUUACGUUAAUUCCAUGCAUAACAAAUCUGCAAGGCAUGGGAGAAACAACAACAGCAUUUCAACCAAAAACUCUCAAACAAAUUCCUUUUCAAAUAAUCCAACACCAACUUCAAAUUCUCAUCCAAAUAUAAAUGGAGCCUAUUCACCCCAACAGUAUAAUCAAAACCCAAACCAAAACCCAAACCAAAACCAAAAUGACAAUAGAUACUCCUUUGUAUCCCAGAAAUCAGGCGAAAUAAAAGUCAACAAACAUGUGGCCGACAAAGACACCACUUCAAGAAGAGGCACAGUUGGUGAUUUCAGAUCAAUGUUAGAUAAUAAAUUCCAAUUAAAAGUCGCUAACCCCGAUAGUAUCGAAGAAAGUGAUAAUGAGGAAUCAACCAUGAUUGGAAAGAAUAGGAUCCAUCCAAAAUAAUUUCCGAUUUCUCAACCAUAGCUAUAAAAGUAUAAAAGUAUAUACUCGAAAAAUCAUAUGAUGAAAGUGAAAUACUAAUAAUAUAAUAUAAUACUAAUAAUACUAUUAUUAAUAAGGAC